Syzygium oleosum is the source of this 1809-nucleotide messenger RNA. RefSeq lists its product as uncharacterized. Gene Ontology annotation, biological process: tRNA pseudouridine synthesis; mRNA pseudouridine synthesis. The transcript has 16 exons. NCBI's taxonomy places the organism in Eukaryota, Viridiplantae, Streptophyta, Magnoliopsida, Myrtales, Myrtaceae. The coding region runs from base 112 to 1425 and encodes 437 amino acids. Gene Ontology annotation, cellular component: cytoplasm; nucleus. The record is from RefSeq and is a predicted model, not a curated record. Gene Ontology annotation, molecular function: pseudouridine synthase activity; RNA binding.
GAUCUUCCUCCAACCACCUCCUCAAACCCAUCGGAGGGCCUCACCGGAGUAGGAGGAGCCGCGAGCAGAACGUCGAGCGAGGCGAGGCGAGGCGAAGCGGGAGAGGCGGCGAUGAUGUCUACUUCGCCCGAUGCUGCCGAUUCAGUCGACGCCCUUCGCUCCCAAAUCGAUUCUCUCCAGACGAGACUCCACGAGCUGGAGGUGCGGAAUGCGGAGCUUUGCUCUCGACUCUCCAGAUGCUGCUGUCAAAAGAUGGAAGACAAGAUUAGUUCUGUCGUAGAUGGAGGCGGUGUGGUCGAUGGGAAUGGCGAAUCAAUGAACUCGGGCAAGAAGACUAGGAAGAAAAAAGAUUUCAAAACAGGAAUUCUCGAACACCAUCCAAGGAGAUAUGUUGCUUUAAGAUUGAUGUAUUUUGGGCAAAGGUUUUAUGGUUUUGCUUCUGAAGCACAAUUGGAUCCAACUGUCGAGUCUGAAAUUUUUAAAGCUCUUGAGAAGACAAGGCUUUUAGUUGGUGACAAGAAAAAGUCACAGUACUCAAGAUGUGGCAGAACAGACAAAGGAGUUUCAUCUUUUGGGCAAGUCAUUUCCCUGUUUCUACGAUCAAACCUGCGACCUAAGAACACAGAUGACGCAAACAGUUGGGAACUUUCCAUAGAGGGAGAUGUCUUAGACGCGGAAAUUGAUUAUGUGAGAGUGUUGAAUCGAGUCUUACCCAAAGAUAUCCGAGUAACUGGCUGGUGUCCUGUUCCAAUUGAUUUUAGCGCAAGGUUUAGCUGUAUGAGCAGGGAGUACAAAUAUUUCUUUUGGAGAGAUAAUUUGGAUAUUAGGGCAAUGGAGAGUGCAGGCCAAAAGCUUGUUGGGAAUCAUGAUUUCAGAAAUUUUUGUAAGAUGGAUGCAUUUAAUGUCCACAACUACAAGCGUCAUAUAACAUCCUUUGAACUCUCUUCUUGUGAUAAGAGGUUGGAAAGUAAUGAACUUUGGUGUUUCAAAAUUAAGGGCAGUGCAUUUUUGUGGCACCAAGUUCGUUGCAUGGUCGCUGUCAUGUUUAUGGUUGGCCAAGGUCUUGAAUCUCCUAAUGUAAUAGAUGCCUUACUGGACACUGAUGGGACACCAAGAAAGCCGCAAUACACCAUGGCUCCAGAAAUGCCAUUAGUUCUUCAAACUUGUGAAUUUGAAGGUGUCAGGUUUAUUUGUUCCUCAGAUGCUCAGCAAGCAUUACAUCUGCACUUGGAGGAAGCCUAUCAAACAUAUGAACUCCAAGCUGCAAUGACUCAUGAGGCUCUUCUAAGUUGCUUGCCUCAGGAACAUGGUUUCUCAGAUCAGAGCUUAUUAGGUACCCACCGAAAAAAGAAGGCAGCCUCACAUAUUUCUCUCAUGUCACGGCCAAUUCCGGGAGGGAAAAAAAUGCUUCAUUGGGACUCUUGAACUAGGACAAACUAACAUCAUUGUGAACCUGCAUCCUAUGAAGAGCGGCGUGCAAAAUUGAACCUGAAAGUCAAAGCUUGCGAGCUUGCUGGCCAAUCCAUAUAGUCUGUCAAAUGGGGAUGCUUACUUUUGCUAUUUGUGUGGUUCGUAUAACAUUUUCGUGAUCUAAAUAUUGGUUCUGGUGAAACAGCCAUUUUUCACUUGAUUCUCCAUCUAUUCCUCCAGGCUGAUGUUAUGUUGUAAAAUGACUGGCGUUUGGUUAUUCUCUGUUAGUGUAUCAGUAACUCACCAUGGUAGAAAGGUGAAGGCUCGCAAAAGACCUGAUCUUGGAAUACCUUACAAGCAAGAGUACCUGGAUAUCUAUAUUUACCCAUUUGGUGAUCA